ACAGACAUCUAAUCGUGGCCUGCAACGUAGUUGGCUUGAUGCUGAUAGGUAAACUGUAGAUGGGCAGUCCGCGGCAGUCCUCAGAGAAGCUAUAGCUGACCACAGUUGACGCUUAGCCAUGCAUGUGGACAGUCAGGGUAACAACCAUGGUAGGUAGAAGAUAUAGUCAGGGACACUGAACAUGUUAUGUUUUUGAGUAAGUAGAUGUGUAAGGUUCAAAGUGGAUUGCUUACCCUCAAGACGUGCUUGGGAAUAUCGUGGGGCUUCGCUGUCGCGGUCUUUGCCAGCCAUUGGAGUCUUGUUCCAUAGGCUAUCCUGAUUGCAACCACAUUUCACGUUUCUUUUUGUAAUACAAAGAUUGGGACUAUAUGAUGAAGUUUAAGCCCAACCAGACAAGGACUUAUGACGGCGAGGGGUUCAAGAGACGAGCGGCGUGUUUAUGUUUCAAGAACGAAAAAGAGGACGAGGUGCUGCUGGUGAGCAGCAGUCGCCACCCAGACCAGUGGAUCGUACCGGGAGGGGGUAUGGAGCCGGAGGAGGAGCCGUGCGGCGCUGCUGUCAGAGAGGUGUACGAAGAGGCUGGCGUGAAGGGCAAGCUUGGCAGGCUCCUGGGAGUGUUUGAGCACAACCAGGACAGGAAGCACAGGACGUACGUCUAUGUCCUGACCGUGACCGAGACUCUGGAGGACUGGGAGGACUCGCUCAAAAUCGGUCGAAAACGGAAGUGGUUCAAGAUUGACGAGGCCAUCCGGGUGUUGCAGGGUCACAAGCCGGUCCACGCAGAGUACCUACGGCGCCUCACCUCCACCUGUAACCCCCCCUGCAGCCCCACCAACGGCAACACCCUGGUCCCCCCCGUGGCAGACGACAACUCCCCCCACUACGUCACCACCACACAGGGGUCUGGCCUGGUCACCAGAUAGGAGGAGCCACACCAUGACAGGAACCAGCGUCCAACGCCAUGAACCAGAUGGACAAGGUGGACUCCAGAAAGUGCUUCCUAACCAUGGACAUGUGCAUGCCUUACAAUAUUCUCAUCGUUGACUCUUAAUAGUUGUACAGAACUUUCUAAAGAGGUAUUAAGAACCCUGUUCACCAUGAGUUUGGAGUGUGCCAAGAUGUGUUGAAGUGAUUUUGGGGAUUUUUUUUUUUUUUUUUAUAUAGCCACCACCAACCAAUGGAUAGAUGCGUUAUGGACCUCAAACCGCUUUCACGUUUAUCCUUGCAUUUUUAUUACAAAUGUUGGUGCUUGAACAUUUUUGUUGGUUAAGACAUUUUUACAGGCCAGCAGAGGGUACUAUUGGUCACACAAUUCUAAGAAACUGUAUAAAUGCAAAACAUGUCCUCUAUCUAAAAAUCACCUAGUGAUAAAUGAAUCAAAUCAACCUUCCCCAGGGAAAUCUCAUGUUAUUGUAAGAUCACUGGUUUGGGUAGAACAGGAACAAGAGAUGCCAAGUGAGCUUCUAAAGCGUGCAGGUGUGUGAUGCAGCAAGAAAACACUUAAUUGAGAGAAUGUCAGGUUUGAGAUCAACAAUUAAUCAAAUAAACCAGGCUAGGCGUAUCAUACAUGAUCAAAAGUCCUUGCAUAAUGUAAAGCCUGAGGAUCAUUUUAACAAGCAUUUUUCUCAAGUAAAUCAGAAAUGGUUUUAUAAGUUAUAUGGGCUUGUAUAUUUGUCCAAGAGGGUAGUUCUGAGCCCUGGGAUGGAAGGGGAUCCUGAAAAGUGCCUUUACAUCUAUAGUAAGAAAGGGUGCUGACACAUGUGGGUGUGAAUACUAUGCCAAAACAAUACUUUUGUUUUGCCUUACACAAAACUUUUUUCUUUUUCGGGCUGUAUAGAAGCGUUGCCCAGACACAGACAAGAUCUAAGGAUCUUCAGGUCUUAUGAUGGUUUUUAAUAGAAUCUCAAUAAAAAAAAAAAUCUAGGCUGGAAUCUCCUUUUGAUAUUUCAAGGGAGAAGGGUGAUUUGAACAAUAUGUAAAGUUUACAGUCAGAAACAUAAUGAGCUAUGAGACUAGAGCGUGCUAAUCAUUGACGUGUACAGUAUUUUUCAAAUGUCUUUAUUUAUUUUAAUGUUACGAUCUAGAAUAAUACUCUAAAACUAAUAUGAGAGAGGUUGGACAUGACUACCUAGUAUGUGUCUGGUACAAACUUCUGUUUGUGGUCAAGAUUGGUUAACUGGAAUGCCUAUACUAUUAUUAUUUACACUGUCAGUCACAGUGAGAGUGGGAUGUAAAACAAAUGGGAGGGAUAUUGUUCUCUACAGCUUCACUCUUAAUCAAAAUAAAGAUACUGUAUUUCAAUAUAAA
Osmerus eperlanus (European smelt) is the source of this 2307-nucleotide messenger RNA. It is a transcript of the gene nudt4a, whose product is annotated as nudix (nucleoside diphosphate linked moiety X)-type motif 4a. NCBI's taxonomy places the organism in Eukaryota, Metazoa, Chordata, Actinopteri, Osmeriformes, Osmeridae. Gene Ontology annotation, biological process: diphosphoinositol polyphosphate metabolic process; diadenosine hexaphosphate catabolic process; diadenosine pentaphosphate catabolic process. The transcript is spliced from 5 exons. Gene Ontology annotation, molecular function: endopolyphosphatase activity; bis(5'-adenosyl)-pentaphosphatase activity; bis(5'-adenosyl)-hexaphosphatase activity. The coding region runs from base 369 to 923 and encodes 184 amino acids. Gene Ontology annotation, cellular component: nucleus; cytoplasm. The record is from RefSeq and is a predicted model, not a curated record.